UCUUCGUUUCCAUGCUUGAUGGUCCACCUUAUUUUCCACACUACAAUUAUAAUCUCAACAACUUUUCACUUCCAUUGUGUUUUUUUCUUUGUGGGUUCACAGAUUCUGAGCUCUCCACGCUCGCUCUCCAUCGCUUCCGAGCCUUCAGAUCUGAAAAACUGGUUCCCCAGCUACCAAUAUGAAUCACCUGCACUGAAUUCCAAUUCUUUUCUCGAUGAUACCGUUGUCCUCGAAACUGAGAUAGAAGAAAACUCAGGUGGGUUCGAGAGAAAUGGAACAAAAAAUGAAGCUUUUAUUCCUAAGAACGAAACCCCAAAUGGGGUUGUGAAAUGUGGCAGCUUUUCUGGAUAUGAGCACGAAAGCCAUUUGUUAAGUAAGAUCCCAAGUUCUUUGGAAUCAACUUCGUUGGUUUCAGAGCCCACCGACAUCAGAAACUGGUACUCAAGCUAUGUGUAUGAGUCGCCAUCGUUGGAUGCAACUGAUGGUGUUGGAAAUUCCAUUUGCGAAGUGAGUAAACACAAGGAGGAUGGCUUUUUGGUUAAAAACAACAGGGGAAAAGAAAAGGUUUCGGAGGAUUUUAGUACAAACAGAAGUGAUUCUGAAGAGGUUAAUGGGAGAGCUCCUCAGGAGGAAAGGCAGCUUGUAGGAAAGACUCCAGGUCCUUUAGAGCCGCCUUCACAACUGUCAGAGCCUACUGACAUCAAAAACUGGUUCUCAAGCUAUGUGUACGAGUCUUCCUCCUUUGAUCCAAGUACAACUGAUGGUUUUCGAGAUACUGUUUGGAAAGAAAACAAAAGUGGGAAGGAUGGGUUUCUGGUUGAUAACAGCCACAGAGAAAAUGAAGAGGACUUGGAGGGUUUUAAUGAAAAGAGAAGUGAUGGUGAAGCGGUUGCUGAUUUACAGUCGGAAGGGCUUGCAAAAUGCAUCACCUCUUGCAGAGAUAAUAAGCAGAAAACACAGCCUGGUCGCCCUAGGGAUGGAGUAAGUGAAAUCCUGCCUAGUCAGAAUGAUUUGUGUCUCAAGCAUAUGCCUAAAUCGUGGCAAAACCAACUCAUCGCCCCAGCACAAGAUGUCGAAAUAUCAAUCUUGAAUAAGGAAAGUUGUCAAUGCAAGCUAUCGCCUAAGACCUUCAAGGGAACCAAAAUUAAGCCAUCGAACAAGGAAAGAAGUUCAUGCAGGAACGACGAGAAGUCUUCACAAGACAUGACUCCUAGCAAGGCCUUCACUUUACAGGAGAACUCCGAAGCAGAAUUCCACACAGAAGUUGAUUGUAUAUUAACUGGAAGUGAUUCAGAUUUAAUUCCAAGUGGAGUGUCAGAACGAAAGCCAACUCAUGGAAGCAGAGACAGAAAAGAUGAUGGAAAUGAAAUAUCGGAAAAUGGUUUUAUAACAACUAGGAAAGGCAAACUUACAAGAAACAAUCAGGAAAAGAUUGUGGAACGACCACAAGAGAUUAGUAAAAUGACAGCUCCAAUAGUCGUGAAAAGAAAAGCCUUAGCAGAUGCAACAAAUAUUCAUCAUUCUCCUGCGGCGGGGAUUACAGGGAAAUGGAAGUGUCCUCAGAAAAGUAAGCCAAAUCGAGGACCCGCUUUGAAGCAGCUUCGACUUGAGAAAUGGGUUCGUAAGUUGUGAAAGCUUAGCAAUUGGGUGUUUCGACAUUGAGUAGAUUACGGUGGAAUGUAAAUGAUUCUGAUGCCAUGAUUGAUUAGGCUAAUUGCUCAUAACCAACGUCUAAAAUAUCAAUAUUAUCGGUGAAAUAUUGCCGAUAAUAUCGUUUUUUUGCAACAGCGAUAUUUUCGUAGUGUUCCACUUGAUUAUCGUGAUAAUAUCGCGAUAUUAUCGAUAAUAUCGCUCUCUUUCUGUUGUCGCAACUGCAGCCGAGGCUCUGUUGUCUAGCUGCCAAGAUCUACGCCUCUCCCCCAGUCUCGCCGUUUGCCUCUAUGUGCACCAUGACUUUUUUAGCUGUCGCGACUCCUUUCUCUGAAAUCCAUCGAAGAAGAGGAACUCGCAACUCGAAACGGAAGAAGAGGAAACAAUAAAAAAGGGAAGAAUUUACAGAGGGAAAACGAAAAAAAAGAAGAGGAAACAGAAAGAAGGUCCAUCGAUUAUUAGAGAAGGAAAGUCAAGAUUUGUGAUCGGGAAGUGAGAUGUGGCGAGACCUCGAAGGAUCCAAAGAAGAAUCUAGAGAGAGAGAGAUAAGGAAAUAAGAAAAAUUGGGAAAAAAGUAGAGUGGGAGAGAGGUUUGGUUGGAUUGGGGAAGGAAUACAGAGCUCAGAGUAGACAGGCAGGAGGAUUGAGAGAGAGAGAGAGAGAGGGGAGGAGAGAGGAAUUGAGAAGAGGGAGUGAGGUGUGAAGACUGAGGAGAGGAAGUGUAAAGGGCACGAAAACAUUAAUAGUGUCUUUGUAAAUUAAUAAAAAAAAAUGUAUCUGACAUUGAAGGACACAUGCAAGUUGGAUGGACACCAAAAGCAUAAAAGUCCUGUUUUUCAAGGCAUCAUGGGGAAGGAUGCAAUGAUGCAGGCACCUCUUCAUGAUUUUAUUUAUGAUUUUAUAGGUUUCUGAUCGGUUUUGGUGCUCCAAAGUUCAAAGUGAGACACCAAUCCAAAU
Messenger RNA from Malus domestica (apple), 2607 nucleotides. Lineage: Eukaryota; Viridiplantae; Streptophyta; Magnoliopsida; Rosales; Rosaceae. The record is from RefSeq and is a predicted model, not a curated record.